Lathyrus oleraceus (garden pea) is the source of this 1593-nucleotide messenger RNA. RefSeq lists its product as uncharacterized. Lineage: Eukaryota; Viridiplantae; Streptophyta; Magnoliopsida; Fabales; Fabaceae. The record is from RefSeq and is a predicted model, not a curated record. Bases 1 to 1593 code for a protein of 530 amino acids. The transcript has a single exon.
AUGGAUCCAUUGGAGCAAAGUCAUAUUGCAUUGAGAGGAGAUGUUGACUCAAUAAAAAACCAGGUAGACCAACUUGUGGAGGCAAUGAUAGCUUUAGCAAAGAGGGAGGACAACAUUCAGCAGACUGCAGUGGUUGAGAAUGCGGUGUUAGCUCCGGUAAACGAUCCUACCCAACCUCAGCUUGCGCGAACCCCAGUUGAUAACUCUGUUGUACAGGAACGUCAUAUCAUUCGAGAUUCCUCUUACCAUGAUGAUGUUGAAUAUCACAGCUUUGCAUUCUCCGUGCCAAAUUCACAUGGAACAAGUCUAUUGGUUAAUACUGAACAACCACAAGAUGAUGAGAUUGCUAAAAGAUGCCGCGUGCUAGAGAAAAAGCUCAAGGCCAUAGAAGGACAAGAUACUGUUGAACAGAGUGCCUUGGACAUGUGUUUGGUACCUGGCCUAGUUAUACCCCCAAAAUUUAAAGUACCAGAAUUUGAGAAGUACAAAGGGGAUAGUUGUCCAAAGCACCAUUUGGUAAUGUUUUGUCGAAAAAUGACCUCUCAUGCCCACAUUGAUAAGUUAAUGAUUCACUGUUUUCAAGACAGUUUGACUGGGGCAUCAUUGAAUUGGUAUAUGAAGUUAGAAAGGAAUCAUGUUCAGUCAUGGAUAGACCUAGCUAAUGCCUUUUUGAAGCAGUACAAAUACAAUUUGGACAUGGCUCCUGAUCGCAUGCAGCUGAGGGCCUUAUCUCAAGAAAACAACGAAUCCUUCAAAGGGUAUGCCCAAAGAUGGAGAGAGUUAGCAGCUCGCGUUGAACCACCUCUCUUGGACAAAGAGGUGAUGGAAUUAUUCAGGGAUACCUUGCAAAGUCCUUACUUCGAAAGGAUGAUUAGCAGUGCAGCAUCAGACUUCGCUCACUUGGUGUCAAUUGGAGAACGCAUCGAGCAUGGCCUUAAAAGUGGAAAAAUUCAAUGCGCCUCAAAUAGCCAGAGCAUUGAGAGUGAAUCUAUUGCCAAUUCCCCAAAGGAAGAAGAGGUUGAAGUUAAUGCAGUAUGGGAAGCUCCACAAGCUUCACACCAGACAUCAUUCUCUCUACAUGGUCAGUAUCCUACAACUCAAGGACCUCCUCAAUAUCAACAACAGACUCCACCUCAACAGCCAUACAAAUGGCAGAAUACUCCGCAUCAGCAGCGCCAGCAUGCUCCACAAAGGCCAAGAAAGCCAGAGAGACAUAUUGAUCCACUCCCAAUGCCAUACAGUCAAUUACUUCCAUAUUUGAUCAAGAGAGGACUGAUAGUGCCAAAGGAGAUAAAACCAGUAAGUCCUCCAUAUCCGCCAAGUUUUAACGCCAACUCCCGAUGUGACUUCCAUGCUGGGGCACAAGGGCAUUCAACUGAAGACUGUAAGGUGCUCAAAAGCAAGGUACAAAAUCUGCUCGAUUCCAAGAUGUUCUCACUUGCGCCUCGAAGCUUGCAAAUCAAUAAUACUUUUUCACCUGGCUAUGGGGGUCCAUCAGUCCAAACUGUGGAAGAGAUUUUCGAGAAUAGGUCUGAAGAUGAUUGUCAUAUUAGUCUCGACGAGCAGAACUACCACCACUAUGAAGAAGGAUAG